CUUCAUCAAGAAGUUUGUUCUUUGCUACCGUCAUAGACAUGGAGUCUGAUCCCUCCACCUCCUCCUCCCCCAUACAAUGGUCACAACCAUGCCGUCAAUUAGAAUUUUUUGAAAUUCUAUCAGCAACAGAAAACUUUGAUGAAUCAUUAGUAAUCGGGAUCGGAGGUUUUGGAAAAGUUUACAAAGGUAACUUAACCAUUGGAGCAAGUCUUGUUGUGGUUGCCGUCAAACGUCUGGAUUCCAUGUCAAAUCAAGGAGUAGCAGAGUUCUGGGCGGAAGUUGAAAUGCUUUCUAUGUUGCGCCACUGUAAUAUUGUGUCUUUAAUUGGUUAUUGUAAUCAUGAACAAGAGAAGAUACUUGUGUACGAGUACAUGCCCAAUCGAACACUUAAUGAUCAUCUCCAUACACUCAAUACCCCUCUUUCUUGGCUUCAGCGACUCAAUAUAUGCAUAGGUGCCGGUCGUGGGUUACACUACCUGCACACUGGCACUGGGAUUAAGUCUGGUGUUAUACAUCGCGAUGUCAAAAGCUCUAAUAUUUUAUUACAUGAAAGUUGGGCAGCUAAAAUUUCAGACUUUGGGUUGUCAAAAGUAGGUCCGGCGAAUCAGCCAUCUACUUACGUUAACACACUUAUUAAAGGCACUUUUGGGUAUUUGGAUCCCGAUUAUUUCACAACUGGAAGGUUGACAAGGAAGUCUGAUGUGUAUGCUUUUGGGGUGGUGUUGUUGGAAGUUUUGUGUAGGAAGCGCGCGGUGGAUAGAAGUCUUGAUGAGGAGCAAUGGGGUUUAGUGACAUGGGUUCAAGAUUCUAUUAAAGAAGGGAAUUUAAAGCGUAUAAUUGAUCCAAAUAUAAGGGGUGAAAUAUCGUCUAAAUGUUUGAAGGAUUUUAUUACUAUCACAAAGAGAUGUUUGCACAAUAGUCCAAAACUACGACCUACCAUAGCUGAGGUUGUGGUUAGUCUUGAGUCUAUAGUGGCCUUACAAGAUAAGUUCAAUAAUUCAUUUCAACGUGUAGGGAAAACAAUAUUUGGUAGAAUGGUUAAUAUGUUUUCGUUCCCCUCUAAGAGAAGUAUUGUCUGUGUAGAUAACAAUAUGCUUCCAAAAAUGAAAGACGUUCCGGUAGAUUUCCAAAGUCCAAGCCCAAGUGUGAAAGAAUUUAGCUUUGAUGAAUUAUCAAAAGCUACAAAAUCGUUUACGUUGAUAUUGGCCAGGGGAGCUUUUGGAAAGGUAGUCUUCUUAGGAUGGGUUGACAAGAACACAUUAGCCCCUUCAAAACCUGGCGAUGGAAUUGUUGUUGCUAUUAAAAUGCUUAAUCAUGAAAACCGUCAAUCACAUUUUGAAUGGCGAGCAGAGGCGAACUUGAUGGGACAACUAGCUCAUCCUAAUAUCAUUAGACUCUUGGGUUACUGCAUCACUUAUGAUCUUAUGACUGUUUAUGAGUAUAUGCCAAACAAAAGUUUGGAUCUUUUUGUACUCACAGAUGAUACUACCAAACAACUUUCUUGGGGAACACGACUUCAAAUAUUGAUAGGAGUUGCCCAUGGACUCGCAUAUUUGCAUUCAAUAAAACUCAUACACCGGGAUGUAAAACUCUCUAAUAUAUUACUCGAUGAGGAUUUUAAUGCAAAACUAGGGGGUUUUGGGUUUGCAAAAUAUAUUCAUGAAACUGAUGAAGUAAGCGUUAGUUCAAGGUGUAUGGGAACCACAGUUUAUUUAGAUCCGGAGUACUACAUGACUGGUCAUUUGAAUAUGAAGAGUGAUAUUUAUAAUUUCGGAGGGGUGUUGUUGGAAACUAUAACAGGCCAAACGAUAUUGGAUGUCAGACGGCCUGAAGGGCAGGAAAACUUGGUGAAUUGGGCAAGUUCGGUCCAAUCAAGCAACAUAAAGGAUAUAAUGGAUCCCCGUCUUGAAAACAACUAUCCCCUACAAGAUGCUUUCGAAUGCGUUUCAUUGGCAUUAAGACAUGUUGCAUACAAAUCCAAGGAUAGGCCUUCAAUUGAAGAAGUUUUGCAGAGUUUGGAACAAAUUUAUGCUCUUUACAAGUAAUGGAAAGAAUAACUACGCUACAUGGCCACUUUGACAACAAACAUACAUGAAAUAUGGUUUAUUUGUAUUUACA
Helianthus annuus (common sunflower) is the source of this 2118-nucleotide messenger RNA. Its product is annotated as probable serine/threonine-protein kinase PBL19. Gene Ontology annotation, biological process: protein autophosphorylation. The record is from RefSeq and is a predicted model, not a curated record. Gene Ontology annotation, cellular component: plasma membrane; plasmodesma. The transcript is spliced from 5 exons. Bases 39 to 2045 code for a protein of 668 amino acids. Lineage: Eukaryota; Viridiplantae; Streptophyta; Magnoliopsida; Asterales; Asteraceae. Gene Ontology annotation, molecular function: ATP binding; transmembrane receptor protein tyrosine kinase activity.